Molecule: messenger RNA, 1167 nt
Organism: Eremothecium gossypii ATCC 10895
Lineage: Eukaryota; Fungi; Ascomycota; Saccharomycetes; Saccharomycetales; Saccharomycetaceae
Gene: INP1
Product: Inp1p
Exons: 1
Coding region: 1-1167 (388 amino acids)
Biological process (GO): peroxisome inheritance
Cellular component (GO): extrinsic component of intraperoxisomal membrane
Source: RefSeq, marked provisional
AUGGCCCGUCCCACUAAUUCGGCCGCUUCUGAUGUUAUUCCUCCGAGCAGUAAAACGCGAAUGCCCAAGAUUAAACCGUUUAAGACCAUCCGGACCACAUUUCUCAAGAAGAAGAACACUAUCGGUAACUUGGUAAGCAAGGGCACACACAGCUCACAGUCAGGGGGACACAAAGAUAGUUACAUGGGAGACGUGGAGUCACUCACACUACGAUCCCCACAGAGCCGAGGAAGCUGGGUUGAAAGCAUCGAUAGCAAAAAGAUACAUAGCCUCAGCAAUGACCGCGUCACUCUCUUUCGAUAUGAGCAUGUGCGAGUGACGAGCUAUCAGUCGGUGAGAAAGAAGUACCGCAACAGUGGGGACAGCAGGCGGGGCCAAGAACGUAUGGAAAGUGCCGUGAAAGGAACAGAUGUACUAAGAAGGGAGCGCGCCAGCGUUAUAGAGCCGAGAGGCCCGCUUGAGAUAUACCAGAUCAUUACCCCGAUAUCGAAGGAGCCGUCGCAAAAGGUGACAUAUUUGUGCUUGGGACGGAAAGAGCAGAUUAUAAAGCCAAUCCUCCCCAAGCUCAGGAUCACCAUGCUCACCCGUGAAGGAUUGCAGUUUUCGGUGCUAUCGUUUAACCCGGAAAAUAGCUGGAAGAUUGAGUUUUUAGGUGCUUUAGGCGACAGCGCUGUCCCCUGCAAUGUCAUUCUAGCCUUCGAGAACGCGGUAAAGAACAUCUGUCGCUAUACUAGCGAGCUGAAUAAUGACCCAAUUGAGGAGGUGGGCACGGAAGACGACGACGAUCUAGAAUACCUGCUGUAUAGUGACUUUGCCGAAGAUGAUGACACAGGGAGUGACAUCACACUGAAUAGGGAGCAUUCGUCCGAGCCUUCCGACUUGCUGAAUUGUUCGACAACUAAUGAGAUGAUUAACGAUGCAUUCAGAAAAGCGAUUGAACACAUAAGGCACGUCGGCUCCAUGCCAUUGAUCGAAGCUCACGGCGUAAAAAGUUUCAGCUCCCAACUGAAGAUAGAUGGAGAGCAGGUAGAUCCACCGCCCAAGGCGAGUCCAAGGCAGCGCGCGGUCAGUGUCCCAGUUGAGACGCGCACCUGGAGCAAGCUUUCGACACAUCCCGUUGCAUUGUCUACUUGGAUGGACAUUGAAUACGAUGAUAUUAAAGAAUGA